AUGCCAUUGCCAAUGGAUAACGCGUACGUCAACCCGAGGGCAGUGACAGCAGUAACCGGCCAGGGACAAGCAGAGGUUUCGGCUGCAGUGGAUAAGCCCACAACACAACGAGCCCCCGAGAGCCCUGACUGCCCUGGAGAGCCCGAGGAAGCAUCGUCCCCCCCAGCGAGUGGGCACAACGACCAGAGACCGGUUGUGGACCGCGAUUCUGUCCCAGAGGAUGCCAGAACCCAGGACGGGGGAGUCCAUGUAUCGGGUCUCGCAGGAUCUGCUGGUUCUGAUCCUCUCCGUCCAAUACCCUUGAACAAUCAUUCGUACCAACCUUACAUGUACUACCCCUACCCCUACAACCAUUUCUAUCCCUAUACUCAGCAAUAUUUGUCGGACGAACAACCGCAGCCACCAUUCGUCGGCCAGCCAAACAUACCCGGGGAAGUUCCGCCAACAGCACCAUAUCUCCCACACAUGACGAAUCUAGUGUCCGAAGCAGAACCUGUUUCGUAUCAGCUCGGGUUUUAUACCAACUCUAUGGUCGACUUGAUCGUCAUUCGUUGGGUAGGAAGAGAUAUAGAGGAACGCCUACAGUCUCCUACAUAUAGGGCAAUGAUCAGUGAAAUGUUCCUUAAUAGAUCACAACGCACUUACAACGGGGCUGGGGGCCCAUACUACGAUGUUGGCCUGGGGGGAUACACCUACUCUCAACACCAGUGA
Aspergillus tanneri is the source of this 711-nucleotide messenger RNA. RefSeq lists its product as uncharacterized. Bases 1 to 711 code for a protein of 236 amino acids. The transcript is spliced from 2 exons. The record is from RefSeq and is a predicted model, not a curated record. NCBI's taxonomy places the organism in Eukaryota, Fungi, Ascomycota, Eurotiomycetes, Eurotiales, Aspergillaceae.